AUGAGGCGUAGACUGCAGCUGAGACGUAGACUGCGGCUGAGGCGUAGACUGCAGCAAAGGCGUAGGCUGCAGUUGAGGCGCAGACUGCAGACAAUGUGUAGACUGCAGCUGAGGCGUAGACUGCGGCUGAGGCGUAGACUGUGGCUGAGGCAUAGACUGAAACUGAGGCAUAGACUGCAGCUGAGACGUAGAGUGCAGCCAAGGCGUAGACUGCGACUGAAGCGUAGACUGCAACUGAGGCGUAAACUGCAGCUGAGGCGUGGAGUGCAGCCAAGGCGUAGACUGCAGCUGAGGCGUAGACUGCAGCUGAGGCGUAGACUGCGGCUGAGGUGUAGACUGCGGCAAAAGCGUAGACUUCGGCUGAAGCGUAGACUGCAGCUGAGGCUUAGACCGCACCUGAGACGUAGACUGAGGCUGAGGCACAGACUGCAGAUGAGGUGUAGUCUGCGGCUGAGGCAUAGACUGCAACUGAGGCGUAGACUGCAGCUGAGGCGUGGAGUGCAGCCAAGGCGUAGACUGCAGCUUAGGCAUAGACUGCGGCUGAAGCAUAGACUGCGGCUUGUACGUAGACUGCAGCUGAGGCGUCGACUGCGACUUAGGCGUAGACUGCACCUGAGUCGUAGACUGCACCUGAGUCGUAGACUGCAGCUGAAGCGCAGACUGCGGUUGAAGCGUAGACUGCGGCUGAAGCGUAGACUGCAGCCAAUGCAUAGACUGCAUAUGAGGUGUAGACUGCAGCUGAGGCGUAGACUGCAGCUGAGGCGUAGACUGCGGCUGAGGCGCAGACAGCAGCUGAGGCGUAGACUGCAGCUGAGGCGUAGACUGCGGCUGAGGCGCAAACUUCAUCUGAGGUGUAGACUGCGGCUGAGGCAUAGACUGAAGCUGAGGCACAGACUGCGACUGAGGCGCACACUGCGGCUGCAGCGUAGACUGCAGCCAAGGCGUAAACUGCAUAUGAGGGUGUAG
Molecule: messenger RNA, 966 nt
Organism: Dreissena polymorpha
Lineage: Eukaryota; Metazoa; Mollusca; Bivalvia; Myida; Dreissenidae
Exons: 1
Coding region: 1-966 (321 amino acids)
Source: RefSeq, a predicted model, not a curated record